This is a messenger RNA of Lachancea dasiensis, 492 nucleotides long. The record is from the annotation of a GenBank genome assembly. NCBI's taxonomy places the organism in Eukaryota, Fungi, Ascomycota, Saccharomycetes, Saccharomycetales, Saccharomycetaceae.
AUGUCCCAAGAUCAAGCCCGUGAAUCGAAGGAAUCUCAAGACUCUACAGAGCUCAAGAGUUCAGGCAAGGACAAGCCUGAAUCCCUUCCAGCUCUAGAAUGGGAACACGUUCAGAGCAGUAUUCCUGUAGAGAGCUUCACGAACUAUGAGAUAAACUUCAACGGAUGGGCCAGGAAAGAUCGCUUGAAGACUAGAUUAGAAGAGCGAGCCAAACACCUUGAAGAAGAGGAGAAAGAACGCGCAAAGAAACAAAAGUUAGACCACGAAAACGAGGUAAAAGCUUCAGAAAAGCACAAUGAAGGAGAUGAAGAUUUGGGUUCCGACGAUUCGGAGCAUGAGAGUAAGCCAGUAGCCGAAAAAAGGGAAAAAGAUGUAGAGUCAGGUGGAACAUUAAAUGGGAAAAGCGUUAAAGAGGGCGACGAGAAUUGCUCAAAAGAUGUUAAGGAUGGUUCGGUGAAAGAUAGUGGCAGUGAAGAUAAUAUGGUGGAGUAG